AUGAGGUUAACGAAGUUGGUCGAUGAUGAGAUAGAAGAAGAUGAACAGUUCUGGAAUCAGGAUGCUCUUAAAGAGGUAGCAGAAGACACAAACUAUCAGGAAGAAGGAGAAGCUGCAGAUGUUUUUGACAGUGACUUUGAUGAAGAUGAACCUGAUCAAGAAGAAGCAGUAGAAAAUGAACCAGAUGAUAGGGUGCAAUCAAGAAAGCGAUUAGUGUAUCCAGGACAUCCAGCGUCCAAAAAGAAACAGAAAAAGAAAGUUAUCUCUGCUCUACAAAGAGAUCCCAACGAUGAACAAGUGCAUGGUAGAUCUACUGAUUAUAAACCUGAUGAAUUGACUGAAGACUUGGAAGUGGAGAGAAGUAUUAGAAAAUCUACAAGAACCUCAGUCAUUGUCAGGCAAGCUGAAAGGGAUGCAAUACGUGCAGCAGUGCAAGCAACUAUGAAGCCAAUAAAGAGGAAAAAGGAAGGCGAGGAAAAGAGGAUGACCCAGGAAGAGAUGCUUCUGGAAGCUGCUCAGACAGAGAUCAUGCACUUGAGGAAUUUGGAACGUGUGUUAGCAAGGGAAGAAGAAGUUAAAAAAAGAGCAGUUGUGCAUAAAGCAGUUUAUAGUGGUCCUCAGAUACGAUAUCUUUCUAAAGAGGGAUGUUCAUAUCUAGAAUUCAGGAAUGGGGCGUCCUUUCACUCAAAGGUUCCUGCAACACCUGUCCCUUAUUCACAGAAGUCUGUCUGUGCAGUUACUGGACUACCCUCAAAGUACCGUGAUCCAAAAACAGGGGUACCUUAUGCAACAAAAGAAGCCUUUAAGGUCAUUCAAGAAAGAUUGUUAGGAUGGAGAAAUUUGGUUUUGGGUUGAAACUUGAAAUUGGUUUCCUAGAGAAGAUUUGCCCUUUCACUGUUAUGGAAUUGAGGAUGAGGGAGAAGAGAAGAAUACCUAUUAGCUUCUUGAUGGCUUUUCCCAGAGGGUUUGAUUUGCAAAAGAAGGUAAGGGAUCGGGUUACUGAAUGACGAAAUUUGCCAUAUAUUUCGCCUUAUGAGGGUGCUUUUUAUUUGGGCCAUGAUAAUUAUCAGGCAGAGAAAUGGACUGUGGCGGUUCUGCACGAGUUGCUUUAUUUUUGUUAGCCGAAGAAGACAAUGUAUGUUGUUUGGGAGAUUAUUUGGGAUCCGGGAACAGAUUUAGGAAGGCUGUGGUACAUCAUUCUGGGAUUUUUUACAUGUCCAAAAAGAUGAUAGCACAGACGGCUUUGAGGAAGUCAUAUCGAAUAGCUGCUUUGAUUGAUGUGCAUCAGCUGAUGGAAAUGCGGUAUUGCAUGUUAUAUUGAUCUCAUAAAUAAUAGAGAAGAGAAACCCAUUUCAAGUCAGACCUGACGGGCGGAAGAGCUUGUCUUUUUUUUAUUGCGAAGGAAGGAAAAUGAAAUGAUAGUAUAAUCCAGGAACAAGACAUAGAGUCAGAACUGGAUUGCUCUUCCGUAUUGGAAGUUCAAAAUAGUGAUAAUGAGGAGGUUAGGCCGAAUGUUAUAGAGCUGAAACUGGAGAGGAGAGGCAACUGGAAUUUUACAAGCAGAUCUUUCUUCACUUAGGUGUGGAGCAUGUACCCUGUUGCAGAGAGCAUUGCGAAGAAGGCAGAUAUGUUGGCUAGCUCAAUUCUUUGGCAGCUUAAACUUAAUAAACCCUGUCAGUCGUUUGUUAUCCACUUAUUAGCGAAAUAAUUGAAGAUCCAAUGAAGGCUCCUGGAGCCAGCACUCAAGAGAAAUGCCGACGAUGCCUGCCAAAAGUAUCUGAUUCAACUUGAUUAACAACCCUAUUCACAUUUACUAAUCAGCCCCUUAAUUGAGACAGUUAAACGACUCUAGCAAAUUGUUAGAGAUCCUCGGGCAGGGUAUGAACAGAGCUUGUCAGUCCUAAAACACGCAAAGACCGACAAGGAGGGUAUGAUAACAAAAACCUCUAUAAUGUUGGGACUUGGAUCUGAGGAUGAGCUUAAGGAAGCCAUGGCUGACUUAGGAUGUUGAUAUUUUAACUCUUGGGCAGUACUUAUAAAUAUUUAUCAGAAGAUUGGAUUCGAGAUUUGCAGAGCAGUUUAUAGGAGAGAAUAAAAGGCUUGUGUGGGACAAAAGAUAAGAUUAGAAGUACAACCUAUAACGAGGAGAGAUUGUUAAACGAAGAGCUUGUAAAAGAUGGUAAAAGAAGCUGAUGUACAGAGCAGAAGCUAAAGUGAACAAGAAAGGGACAGAGAAAAAGAAUGCUUUUACUUCAGAUUUUUUCCUUUCUGCAAAUUACUCACUUUGACAGAGAAACUCUUUAUCUUUAUGCGAGUUUCUAUUUGCACUAUUAUGCUUGCUUUUACGGAAUGGCCGGAAAAUGAGGACCUGCAAUUGCUCAUGUAUUGGAGUUUAGCAAGGUAACCAUGUCGAAAUCAUUGCCAAUGAUCAUGGUAGGAGCAUUACUCCUUAUUCUGUGGCUUUCUAUGAUACUGAGGUUCUAAUUGGUAAUGUCAUGGCUGGAAAAUGAGGACCUGCAAUUCGAAUUGAUCUGGGAACCAUGUAUUCAUGUAUUGAGUUUGGUAAGCCAGGGCCUUUUUUCCCACUUGUGGACUCAUCACGAAGUUUUUGAAGCCCAAGAGGAAGAAGAUGAUGAUUUGGUUUCGGAUGAAACACCUGUUACAGGAUUUUGGAGUGGAUUUAUUUGGCUGGCUGCUAUGACUAUUGUUAUGUUGUUAUAUCAGUGUUAUCUGAGUAUGUUGUUGGCACUACUGAGGAAGCAUCAGCCACCUGGGGAUUAUCUGAAAGCUUCAUCAUCAUCAUUCUAUUGCCAAUUGUCAGAAAUUCAUCAUCAUUCUAUUGACAAUUGUCAGAAAUGCAACUGAACAUGCUGGAGCAGUAAUUUUUGCUUUCAAGAACAAGCUGGAUAUAACUUGAUCAACUCGGUUGCCUGUCCUGUGCAUAUGAGUCCUUGAAGAAUUGCUGUGUUGACCAUCAGUUCAAAUACCACCGGCCAUCAGCUCAAAUUAGCACCGAGACUCCCGGACCAACUUUGUUAAUAUACCUUAAAAGCUCAGUUGACAUUAUUAUACCACGUGUUUACAUAUGAGUUAUGAGAAAAUAUUAAUGAUCAAGCUGUUUUAUAACAGACAUCGAGGUCCGCUGUAAAUGAUGGCUGGAUUUUGAAAAGAAUUUCUAUGUUUAAGCUUAUUUUAGUUUGUGAGUUGAGGCUAUUUCAAGUUUCAGUUCAUUCA
Molecule: messenger RNA, 3234 nt
Organism: Daucus carota subsp. sativus
Lineage: Eukaryota; Viridiplantae; Streptophyta; Magnoliopsida; Apiales; Apiaceae
Product: SWR1 complex subunit 2
Exons: 18
Coding region: 1-855 (284 amino acids)
Biological process (GO): regulation of DNA-templated transcription; chromatin remodeling
Cellular component (GO): nucleus
Molecular function (GO): ATP-dependent H2AZ histone chaperone activity
Source: RefSeq, a predicted model, not a curated record